Molecule: messenger RNA, 603 nt
Organism: Dioscorea cayenensis subsp. rotundata (Guinea yam)
Lineage: Eukaryota; Viridiplantae; Streptophyta; Magnoliopsida; Dioscoreales; Dioscoreaceae
Product: probable anion transporter 2, chloroplastic
Exons: 1
Coding region: 16-603 (195 amino acids)
Source: RefSeq, a predicted model, not a curated record
CUCCCAUCUCAACCGAUGGAGGUGGUGUCACCCACGCCAGCGAAAUCCGUUCUCCCUUCCCAUUCUUCUCAUUGUUCACGUCCUUCUUCUUUUUCUUCUUCUUCUUCUUCUUCUUGGAUCUCUUCUCCUUAUAAUAUAUCGAAUGGUUCGAUCGGGUCCUCAAAUUCUCGUCAUGGAGGAUCUAGGCUUCGGAUCAUCAGCAGAAUUGGUGACAGAGUGCCGUGGAAGAAUCAAGGUGGAACUUGUUCCAGUAGCAGUACUAGCAGUGGCAGUAGCGCAUGCAACGGCAACGGUGGCUUUGGGUUUGUAUUAGGUGAGAGAGUAGAGGAGAAAAGGAGGCGUGAAAGGGCGGCGAGAGUUGUGAUAUGCGGUGCAGGGGCGGGAGGGAUCGGUAGGGAAGAAGAAGCAAUCCGGAUCCCGGAGAGAGCAAAGGUGGUGGCUUUGGUGUCCUUGGUGAUGUGCCUCUGCAAUGCCGAUCGCGUCGUCAUGUCCGUCGCCGUGGUCCCCCUCGCCGCCAAAUAUGGCUGGUCCAGUUCCUUCCUGGGGAUCGUCCAGGUCAGCUCCUUUUCCACCUCUCAUGCCAUGCCAGUAUGCCACCACUAA